CAUGAUGGGUCUUGUAGGCCUAGGUGAAUACAGGAGGCAUAGGACGUGAUAUUUGACAGAAGGUUUGUCACCUGGUCAUAUACGCUCUUCGCUGUUUUAUUUCGUGGACAUGGAGCUGUAGGACAUGACCAAGCGAUGACACGGGAUGGCCAAAACGCGGGUAAACAUCUUCUAUUUUCCUACAGCCGUUUCGUCCGGUAUUUUCACGCUGUUUCGUGAGAUAAAUCAUGUUUGUUGAAGAAAUGUCGUCAAGGAAGUAGCAGUUUGGUAUUGUGAGCGGGAUAUGUGAGCAGUGUGAUUCCUGGUUUGUUUCAGUUCAGGAUUACAAAUAUCUGGUUUUUAAUUUUGCAAAGGAUUUUCAAAGAAAGUUACAUUUUGGAGUAGGCUGAAGUGAGCAUAAUUGUCUUACUUAUAGCUGGGCGACAGGAAGUGUGUAUGUGAUACUUCCUAUUAGUGUUGUAUUAGUCCACUACUUAUUAAGAAACUCAUAAUCAACAUUUCUUUGGACCUAACGAAGAGCUUUUAUCGGAUUACUGAAAGUAACACGCACCCUCAUUGUCAAUUUCAAUCAGAAGGAUAAAUGUGUUCACAUCAUGAUGCAACAUGUUUACCUAGUGAGAGCUAACAGGAACCGUUAGUAUAAGCCAGGUGUCGAAGCAAGCACAGAGAGAAGAUAUUUGGAGGAACAUGGGGGAGGAAAUUCUCGAAUUUCUGCUGGUCCUUGUGACGUCUGUCUUCCUAUGUGAAGCCAUACCGGACCUCACCACGUCGGGCAAUGUUGACUUCUACAGGGAGGGUCAAAAUAUCACAGCUAAGUGGAAACCACUUGACAAAGUCUACCGAGGGAUAAAAGUCAAAUAUUGUGCCACGACCGAUUCGCCAUGUUUGAUGCAUGACGUCAGAGAUGUCAAGGCCACCGAGGUGACCUUCAGUGUGUUACAGUACUCAAAGUAUGAGUGUGCUUUACUUGUCCUCGACGCUGGUUCACUUACAUACACUUCUCCGAGAAUGCCUGCAAGUUUCCGACCAGAUUUUUCUGACAUCACCUUCGUCCAGAAAGACGAAUUCAUCACGGGGACUUGGCAACCAUUUGGAUCUUCUUCCUACACUACACUCAAAGUCCGCUGGUGCGUGGCAAAUGAUGCGCAAGACUUGUCAUGUGACCUCUACGCGGUGGGAAACGUGUCCGCCUCCACGGCAACGGUGAAGGUCAGCAAGGAUAAGAGGUACAUGUGUUCCGUGUUGGUGAUUGAUAUCAGUGGGGAGUCACAUUCAUCAACACCUAUACUGGCUGAGGUGAGGAAUACCAGUGCGAAUAUCAUCAUUAUAAUAGUGGUCGUUGUGGUCGUCGUUGCACUCAUUGUUGUCGCGGUUGUUCUUUAUCUUGUCUUGAAGAACUAUUGCCUGGUGAGAGAUGCAUAUGUCGUCAUGCCGGACACUGAGAAAGAAGCCAAGAAAUCCAUGAAAAGAAUCCGAAAGCAAUCAAUUGAUUACGUGAUAUCUGAAGACGAAGCGAAAGCUUCCAGAUAUCGUGCUAAGGACGGCCAUGGCCAAGAUAAUCAUGCCUUCAUUAAAAACGAAAAAGAUAAGAAAAAUGGUGAUGCAAAAGGCCCGAAGGUGAAGAAGGAUAAGACGAACUAUACAGAAGCAACCAUAGAGUACUCAUCAAAUGAAGCCUCCGUUGAAAUUGCCCUCAAACAGUCCGACACGAUUUCGCUGUCAAGUAAAUCGUCCCAAGGUGAUUGGCCCGAUUACAGUGGAGGGAGACUGGAGAUGGAGGUGGAGGACAGUAUGCCGGAUGUUGUGACCCUCCCUGAACUCAAACGAAAAAUAUCUACUGAUCUUGACGCGGAGAGUGACGUCAUCGAUAACGCAGACGUCGUCUUGGAAGUCAGGGUUGAAGCCCCCGUAGAUAUCAUCCCGUUGGAAGCUGAGGACCGGCCAUAUGUAAAGAUGGACCAUGGAACGAGCUGGUCAGGCGAUGGUAUCAUGAAUAAUGUGGACAUUGAAAUUUCCCCUCCAGCAGAAGAUUCGGGAAGUUCGCUCAGCUCUACACGUCAUUCUGAUGCGGAUGUGGAGUUCGACGGCGAGCUAGCUUCGCGGGGGUCGAUUGACAUGGCCGACACUCGCUUCAACGACGCCCGUUACGACGGUAGCUUUGACCUUCGAUUCGCGGGAGUUUCCAAGCGCGAGUCCGCUGAUUCUAAUGACGCUGACCCUGACUUUGACACUAAACCCGAUUAUGAACUUCUGGAGUCCGAUGAUGAUUCGAAUGUCAUGGAAGCAGGCUGGCCGAGAGGUUUCAAGACACAGAACUCACUUGAAUCCGUUGAGGAAUUAAACUUGGACUUGGCGUAUGGUGCCAAUGUACACGAACCAGCUGUGGAUAUCGCAUUACCCCCUAUUGGCGAAGAAGGAACAUUAGAUAUCAAUCGGCCGAGGGAGAAAUUAGAAGCUACUGAUGCUGUCGAUGUCGGCCCGUUUGACCUGGCGGCAGAGAGUGACGACAUAUCUGACGUCAUUCCUGAUCACGCGGGUGCCGUAAUUGAUGCUGAUCGAGAUGGUGGACUAAUACAUGUGCAGGAGGGGAACUUUAGCGCGGAUGUCGAUACUCCUGGUGGUGAUGUGUCGUUUGGCAUAACAGAGGAAAACAUUGGCAGGGAAAGCAAACAAAACAGUUCUAGCGAAAAAGGUGACUCGAGACGAAACGAACCAUUGAAGCGCAUAUCGCGGAAGUGCUCCAAAUUGGAAAACGUGGAUCACGUGUGUAGUCACAUGCCAAAGGAACGAACGCACUCGCGUUCAGAAAGCACGAGCUCGCUCUGUUCCACGUGUACCAGGUCAAUAGAAUCCUCGUCCCCGACUUUCUCAAGGUCGUACAGCAGUUCCGGUUCCGAUACUGAAAAAGAUGUUAAGGACAUUGAGGACGAGGAUGAUGACGUGCUUGGAAUCGGUGGUAGCCAAGUGAGGGAUUUGGUUGUGUGUUGUGGUGAUGUAGAUGUAGGUCUUGGCUUAGAUGGAGACGCCAGUGAUAAUUUCAAGAUGGGUAUUGGUGCCGACUUCGACGUAGACACGGUAUUAGGUGAAAACGCUGACAUUAAGGGUGACGCGGAGCAAGGAAUUGGAGGUGACGCGCAGUUAGGGGUAAACACUGAAGGUGACGCCGUGUUGUCCGCACCGGCUGGUUUCGCAGACGAGAUAAACAUUGGCGCCGAUGACCCGGAUGAGGAAAUCGACUUGGACAGCGGUCGACUGAAAUCGACGGGGCUGAAUUUGAGUGUGGAUCUUGGGCUGGGUGGAAGUUUGAUUUGAGGAUUGAUGUCUUCUGAUGCCCAAGCUAUUUAAUAGGCAAGUUUCCCAGCAGUGAAGAACGAAGCACCGAGGUAUGUGGUUGUCCUCUAAGCUCUGAUCUUCCUUCGUAAGGGUUGGGAAACCUUCCUAGUAUUAGGUAACCUGUUUCAUCGCAUAGGUUUCCGCUGUCUUCUUGUACUUGGCCAACUUGAACAAGCGUAUUUUCUGUGGGACGCUGAGGCUUAAGUUGAAGCGAAGGCUGGUUUUUUUGUGACUCUGCGAUGAGAAUCCUGUAACCAGGGAUGAACUCCAUACUGCUUAUGAUAUAAACAUGGCCAAGGUUUGAUAAUCUGACCAAAAACAUAAACCACAUUAAGUGCUGCCUCACACAGACCAGACCUGUUCUUUUGAUACAUCGUCCUUCAGUCCACUCAUGGGAAUAGCUCGGGCCGAAUGACCAGCUGUUCAACACCCGCUCACCGUGAUUGUGAUUGGGGCUGAUCGCAGACAGAGUGAGGUAUUGAUCCGCGACAUUGACUAUGCUUUCGGGAAUCAAUAACACAAUAGACCGUCUUAGCAGAUUUGGAAUAGACGGAUUAUUGUAGAAUCGAUUGUCCUUGAUUCGCAUCCACCUGUAAACGUCUUUUGGCGACCAUUCUGAAUGAAAAUAACCACCGCAGCAUAGGCAGGAUCUAAUGUAUACAUGUAUUAACCUACACUGGGUUUGUUUUAGGUUCUAAGGCCACGAUCAUAUAUUAAGUUUACGUUUUCAUAUGUAACGUGUCACUGUUUAAUUUUCAUGCGCUACAUGAAGAACGAACAAGUCGCUACCCAAGAGUGGGCUACAUACGAUUCACGAUGUCACCUCUCAUCCUCUCGUCGUGUUAUCAAGCCCAAGCAAGUUUAAAAGCUGUGACAAGUGAAUCAUGACAAGUGACAGCGUGAAUCAUAUUUAACCUUUGCCUUAGACAAGUGCUUUGUAACGACACCAUUUCUCACACCCGUCAAAAUUCUAUUCUUAUUUUCAUUUCGACCUUCCGACCCAACAUGACUCAUCCCUGUGAACCGAGAAAUAUAAAAUGCCCGGCAUGACCUUUAUAACAGCAGCAGGUCUACACCCCUGAGUGCAAUCACAGCUGACCAAGUUUGGUAUUGACCCGCGAUUAUUGACCGCAACCUCUUGGCUACAUCAGUGGCGAAGAAGGUAGUGAUUAAUGAGGUAUGGGGCAUCAGAGGUCUAAGCCACCAGAAACCAAAUGGUCUUCAUCAUACAGAGAUUGAUAAACUGGUUGCAAUGCUCUGCUCGCUGUCAGAAUGACCAAUCAUUUAUAUACCAAAGAUAUCGUGUUAAGGUAAUUGAUACCAAACUGGAGGUAUUGGUUGGCUCAUUAACAGCGCGAGAGUGGAGCUAAGAUGUAGAACAAAGCCGCGGCCGAGGUUUUGGUCAAAUCGAGAGCUCCACCGGGUUGUCAUGCGUCGCAGUAUGAAAUCGGCUUGAUGUGCCAAGAAACAUAUCUCCACUAUGUGUAGUGGUGGCAUCAUUCCUACUAGUCCAGGCUAGGGGGAAAUUCCCUUUAGCUCAGUCGGUAGAGUGAUGGCCUUAUAAGCGAGAGGUCCCGGGUUCAAUCCCCGGUUGGACCUUGAUGUUUUUCCUCUGUUACAUAUGCAACAACAUAACCAUUUCACGCGUACUAAGUAAGGUAGGAUGGGGUAUUUGUAGCCCCUGCAUUGUUUUAUGCAUGGGGUAUCAAUCAAUAUCAUAGGCAGGGGCUACAGUUAAACCGGGGCUACAAAUACCCCAUUCUACCCUAUAGUUAUUAUUAUUGGAAUGACAAUUUGUUUUUAGUUGACGUAACCAGUUGUGUCAUAGAUUAUUUUUGCAUACACUUGAAGAUGUAUAUAAAAGUAACUGUAAAAGAUGUAUUAAAAUAUAUUUAUUCCGAUGGUAUUGAUGAUAAUAUUAUGA
Lineus longissimus is the source of this 5257-nucleotide messenger RNA. RefSeq lists its product as uncharacterized. Bases 688 to 3312 code for a protein of 874 amino acids. The record is from RefSeq and is a predicted model, not a curated record. The transcript has 9 exons. NCBI's taxonomy places the organism in Eukaryota, Metazoa, Nemertea, Pilidiophora, Heteronemertea, Lineidae.